This is a messenger RNA of Cyanidioschyzon merolae strain 10D, 306 nucleotides long. RefSeq lists its product as hypothetical. Bases 1 to 306 code for a protein of 101 amino acids. Gene Ontology annotation, cellular component: mitochondrial inner membrane; MICOS complex; mitochondrion. Lineage: Eukaryota; Rhodophyta; Bangiophyceae; Cyanidiales; Cyanidiaceae. The record is from RefSeq and is a predicted model, not a curated record. The transcript has a single exon.
AUGCGAGACUAUUCACCUUCAGAGCAGGUUCUCGCGGAUGCAUGGGACCGUGCGCUCGAGACUGGCAUCAAGUGGGCGGUGUACGGGCUCGCCGCUGGCGGUGCGCUUGGACUGCUUCUCUUUCGCGGUGGACACGCCCGCGCCGGCAUCGCUGGACUCGGCAGCGGCAUCGGUAUGGGUAUGGCGUAUGCUGACGCUCGUCGGGAGUUUCAGCGGCUCGCCAGCGGCGCCAAUGAGCGCUCACUCGCUGCCGCCUCCCUGGGGACAACGGACAGCACCCUGGCACGGAUCGGAUCUGAGGACUGA